Nothobranchius furzeri (turquoise killifish) is the source of this 2926-nucleotide messenger RNA. It is a transcript of the gene rab11a, whose product is annotated as RAB11a, member RAS oncogene family. Gene Ontology annotation, cellular component: Golgi apparatus; transport vesicle; postsynaptic recycling endosome. NCBI's taxonomy places the organism in Eukaryota, Metazoa, Chordata, Actinopteri, Cyprinodontiformes, Nothobranchiidae. Gene Ontology annotation, molecular function: GTP binding; GTPase activity. Gene Ontology annotation, biological process: exocytosis; neurotransmitter receptor transport, endosome to postsynaptic membrane; melanosome transport. The record is from RefSeq and is a predicted model, not a curated record.
UUCCGCUGUCAGGAUUCCAGCGAAGAAGAAACUAUCUCCCAUCUAAUUCCCGUCGGACAGUAAAAUCUCGUCUUUUCUGUUUUAACAAAAUCAUUUUUGGACCCGCUCUCCAGUGUUGGGACGAUGGGCACCAGAGAUGAUGAAUACGACUAUUUAUUCAAAGUGGUCCUCAUCGGUGAUUCGGGUGUAGGAAAGAGUAACCUGCUGUCUCGCUUCACUCGUAACGAGUUCAACCUGGAGAGUAAGAGCACCAUCGGGGUGGAGUUCGCCACGCGUAGCAUCCAGGUGGACGGCAAGACGGUGAAGGCUCAGAUUUGGGACACAGCUGGACAAGAACGUUACCGGGCCAUCACAUCAGCGUAUUACCGAGGGGCGGUGGGCGCUCUCCUGGUCUACGACAUCGCCAAACACCUAACCUACGAGAACGUGGAGCGCUGGCUAAAGGAGCUGAGAGAUCACGCCGACAGUAACAUCGUCAUCAUGCUGGUCGGCAACAAGAGCGACCUGCGCCACCUGAGGGCCGUUCCCACCGACGAGGCCCGAGCGUUCGCUGAGAAAAAUGGUUUAUCCUUCCUGGAGACGUCGGCUCUCGACUCCACCAACGUAGAGACGGCCUUCCAGACCAUUCUGACAGAGAUUUACCGCAUUGUGUCCCAGAAGCAGAUGUCUGAGCGCCAGGAGAGCGACAUGUCGCCUAGCAACAACGUGGUCAACAUCCAGGUGCAGCCCACUGAAAACAAACCAAAGAUGCAGUGCUGUCAGAACAUCUAGCGCCGCCGUGGACCUGCUGCUACCCCCGCCCCAUCCCCAGAGAACAGACUGCUUCGGUAUGGAAACAUCAAACCGCAGAGUCAAACCUGCAACCUGAACUCUACCUGCCCCACCUUAGUUAACCACCCACCCCCAUUGUAAGACUAAGUGCCCCCCCCCCAGCAAAGCCCCAUGUCUUUAGGCUACUGCAGGACAGCAGGCGUUUCCUCCCUCGUUAGAUCUCCUUCCUGUAGAAGCGCUGACUCGUCUCAGAAACGUCUGAAUGUGAUUAGCUCCCCUCCUUCAUUCCUCCACUUUUUUAAUGACUCGUCUCGUAUCUUCUUACUAUAUAUAAAUAUAUAAAUCUGAAGCACAUCGAAUUCGCUCUGAAGCAUAGUCCUCUGUCCACUCGUCUCCUGUCAUUAUAGCCCCGCCCCCUCCUAUAGUGCAAUGUACUGUCUGGAAACCACGUGGAUGUAUCGAGCGCACGAGCGCCGUUCGAUCUGAUGUCUGUGAUUCUGUUCGCUUUGGGCGUGACUCGGUUUUAUCAUCACCUCUGCAUCAGGUGUCUACGGAGGCCUGAAAUGGACAAAAAUCAAUAAAAAAUACAUUUAAAAGGCUCAAAACAGUAUUAAUGUUUAUCGAUGCUUCUGUAUGAAUUUAAACUUCAUUCUGUUAUCAGUGUAUUUAGAGCUCUUAUUUGUUUCCGUAUUUUGUUUUUAAUUUACCUUUUAAGUAAAUUAUUGCACUUUUGAAAAUCUGAUGUUUUCUUUCAUUUUCUCCUAUCUUUUAUAUUUUCAUGAGCUUAAAUAUGACGAGGCCUGUUGGCCGUUCUGGUGUCAGAACUACAGCUGAUUUGGAGCUUUUGUGUUAUUUUAGCUCAAGGCAGCUAGCCUUGUAGCUUAGAGGCUAAACAGGAAGUGUUUCUGUCCUUUUCUGGCUCCGUUUCAGGAUCUCUGUUCGUCAGGAGAUCUGAGCCAGCUCUGAGGAACAGACUCCGUCACAAAAGGAAAUGGGAAUAAAAUUAAAGCAGAAAUCAGAACAAAUAAACACAAAAUAUAAAGAUAAAUAAGAUAAAUAAUUAAACACAUCUGAUGAAAAUAAAACAAUUUUUAAAAUCGGACAGUUUUUGGGCCGUUUUUGAAUAUGUAUAUUUUUGUCCUUUUCGGCUGUCCAUACACCGCUUCUCAUGCAGUGACCAUCGCUCUGCUGCACUGCAUGCUGGGAAACGACAUGGAUCUGGGUCAAGGGCAGGACUCCUGAACGUUCCGGUUCCGAUGCCUGUGCUGAGAUGUGAUGAAACCCAAACAAAAGCGAUUUAAUUUUCACAGAUCUAAAGCAGACCUGAUUGGGUUUCUGAUCCCACCCUAAACAGAACAGGUGAAUCCCUUCAUGACAUUCCUCUGACCCACAGAACCGCUGGCUUGCAAAGAUAAAGACUGACCCACGCGGAGGUCCGAUUCCUGCACUAAACAUCUGUAACUUUGUUCUGGUCAAAGAUUAGAUUUUUUAGCAGAACCAGAACCACUGUUUUAGAACCAGACUAGAGGAAUCGGUCGAGCUGAUUCGCAGUACCUCCUGCUGCUUGGCCGCCAUCGACCCACAUGUUCUGAUCCGACCCGAUCCUCGUGUGCCGUCACAUAAAGCCUACAUACACCGAGCUGCCUCUGACUUCCACACAGCGCACGGCUCCACCUCAUAUCGCCUUACAUAGUCAUUCAGUCAUCAAGUAGUCAGAACCGUGCACGGUCCAACCCGACCCGGUUCGGUCCGGUCUGUAAACCGAUGCCUCGCUAAUGUCUCAAACCCCUGAGUGUUUGUGUUUAGUUACAGAGGGUAGCUCUGGAGUUUGUGAGCCUGGCUGGUUGUUUGGACCCGCAGCACCGCCAGCCUGACCUCUCCAGAACCAGCAGCUGGUUGACAGAGAAUGAGUUCUGAUCCAGAUCAGUUGAUUCCAUUGUUGUUUUUUAAAGAAGUGUUUUGAUUUUUAUCUGGUUGAUUCUGUAACUGACUGUAAUGAAAUGAUGUCAUUUCACCUAGUUGGAGGUUAAUGUGAGAACGGGUCCAAAUGGGUCCAAACCAACGCUUUUAUGUUUGUACAGAUCGAUGAAUUGUACAAUGUGUCAAUAACUUAAGUUAUCAGUUUAUCUUAAUAAAGCUCACCAGUCAUAAACCA